Messenger RNA from Panthera uncia (snow leopard), 1606 nucleotides. RefSeq names its product L-threonine 3-dehydrogenase, mitochondrial. The transcript has 9 exons. Gene Ontology annotation, biological process: L-threonine catabolic process. The record is from RefSeq and is a predicted model, not a curated record. Gene Ontology annotation, molecular function: L-threonine 3-dehydrogenase activity. Lineage: Eukaryota; Metazoa; Chordata; Mammalia; Carnivora; Felidae. The coding region runs from base 111 to 1232 and encodes 373 amino acids.
CUCGGGUUUCCGCUCGCGGCGCUAGGAUCUCGGGCCACGUGCUGCUGCAGCGUGGGCUCUCGCAGCUCAGCAUCUCUGGGAGGCUCCUUCGGAAGGGUAUUUGAAGAGCGAUGCCGGUCGCCAGGAUGCUGCGGCAGGUUGUGGGCCAGAUGCCAGGGAGACCAGCCUGUGGCUGCUGGACCUCUGCCCCGAUGGCCCGGUUUCUGGGCACCUCCCCUCGGCAAAUUCCAGCAGAUGCCAACUUCUACUCUUCUUCUUUCUCUGGAACAGACCAGCCACGCGUCUUAAUUACAGGGGGUCUUGGCCAGCUUGGAGUGGGGCUUGCUAACUUUUUGAGGAAACGGUUUGGGAAGGACAAUGUGAUUUUGUCCGACAUAAGGAAACCACCUGAUCACAUCUUCCAUUGUGGCCCAUUUAUUUAUUCUGACAUUCUGGAUUACAAGAAUCUUCGGGAGAUCGUGGUAAACAACCGCAUUACCUGGUUGUUUCAUUAUAGCGCUUUGCUCAGUGCCAUUGGAGAAGCAAACGUGUCCUUGGCCAGAGCUGUAAAUAUCACUGGAUUGCAUAACGUCCUGGAUGUUGCAGCAGAGCACAAUUUGCGAUUGUUUGUGCCUAGCACAAUCGGAGCUUUUGGACCUACUUCUCCCCGGAAUCCAACUCCCGAUAUCUGUAUUCAGAGGCCCAGGACUAUCUACGGGGUGUCCAAGGUCCAUGCGGAGCUCAUGGGAGAAUAUUAUCAUUACCGGUAUGGGUUAGAUUUCCGAUGCCUGAGAUACCCUGGAAUCAUCUCCGCGGACUCCCAGCCUGGUGGAGGAACAACUGACUAUGCAGUCCAGAUCUUCCACGAUGCUGUAAAGAAUGGCAAAUUUGAGUGCAACCUGAAAUCCAGCACGCGGCUCCCAAUGAUGUAUAUUGAUGACUGCCUCAGGGCCACCCUGGAAGUCAUGGAGGCCCCGGCAGAGUCCCUGUCCAUGAGGACCUACAAUGUCAAUGCCAUGAGUUUUACCCCUGAGGACCUGGCCCAGGAGCUUCUCAAGCACAUACCAGAAUUCCAGAUCACGUACAAUGUGGAUUCUGUUCGACAGGCCAUAGCGGAUAGUUGGCCGAUGAAUUUUGAUGACAGCAAUGCUCGGAAAGACUGGGGGUGGAAACACGACUUUGAUCUUCCAGAGCUGGUGACGACGAUGUUGAACUUCCAUGGCUCUGAUACCAGAGUUGCCCAAGCUAACUGAGAGAAUCAUGAGAGAGAACUCCUGUAUCCUGGACAGCUGUCAAGGGAAAACCAUAAUGACCCCAAGGUUAUAUACCCCAAGGAACCUCGAUUAUCAGGAGUGGAAGGACUAAUUGGAGGAAAUUUUGGCAGCUCAUAUUGAAUUGCCAGAUUGGAGAAUCAAGUAGGCUUUUGCAUUUUCAAAGUGCUAUAGGUUUGGUGGUAGGAGUUCUCAAUCUUUGCUGUUUGCCUAAACUUGCCCAAACACGCAUAUCACAGAAUGAAGGCUUAAGUCAUAAUAGUUUCCAUUUAGGUUAAUUAAGAUGAAGUGACCAUUUUGGGGAAGGUGGAAGUAUGUGAUGUUUGUCUUUAAUUAAAUUUAAUUUUCGUAUCACU